AUGCUACGACUGGGUGGUUCCAUCCAAUCCGUCCGCUGUUUGGCUACCGCUACCGCAGCGGCGGUCAAGAAACCGGCCACUACUGGAGCAACGGGGCCAAAUAUUGUACUUGUCGAUGCUGUUAGAACUCCUUUCGCUGUUUCCGGCACGGUGUUCAAGGACCUUUGGGCAGUAGAUCUACAAAGGGAAGCCUUGAAAGGUAGGAAGACCCAUACUAUGUUUUCCUCACAUUAA
This is a messenger RNA of Cooperia oncophora, 234 nucleotides long. The record is from the annotation of a GenBank genome assembly. NCBI's taxonomy places the organism in Eukaryota, Metazoa, Nematoda, Chromadorea, Rhabditida, Trichostrongylidae.